This is a messenger RNA of Sphaeramia orbicularis (orbiculate cardinalfish), 741 nucleotides long. Its product is annotated as arf-GAP with GTPase, ANK repeat and PH domain-containing protein 3-like. The coding region runs from base 1 to 576 and encodes 191 amino acids. The record is from RefSeq and is a predicted model, not a curated record. The transcript has 3 exons. Gene Ontology annotation, cellular component: nucleus. Lineage: Eukaryota; Metazoa; Chordata; Actinopteri; Kurtiformes; Apogonidae. Gene Ontology annotation, molecular function: GTPase activator activity; protein binding; GTPase activity. Gene Ontology annotation, biological process: activation of GTPase activity.
AUGAGCAUAGGUGCUAAAUUGCUCGGAAUACUUACCGCAUGCUUCACCCCGGCUGACCUGAAGCGUCUCUGUCAUUUCCGUCUCUCCAGGGAGGAGAAGGAGCGCUGGAUCCGAGCCAAGUACGAGCAGAAGCUGUUCCUGGUGGGGCUGCCCCAGUCGGACGUGCCCCUGGGGCAGCAGCUGCUUCGAGCCGUGGUGGAAGAUGACCUGAGGUUGGUGGUGGUGCUGCUGGCCCACGGCACCAAAGAAGAGGUUAAUGAGACCUACGGGGACGGAGACGGACGCACCGCUCUGCACCUCUCCUGCGCGAUGGCCAACGUGGUCAUCACACAGCUGCUCAUAUGGUACGGCGUGGACGUGAAGAGUCGGGACGCUCGUGGUCAGACGCCGUUGUCCUACGCUCGGCGAGCAGGAAGCCAGGAGUGCGCAGACAUCUUACUUCAACAUGGCUGCCCCAACGACACCGGCAGCCUGGCCUCCGUCCCCACGCCCAACAUGAGCCGUCGCAACCCCAACCCCAACAUCAACAACAACAACGCUCAGUGUGAGCUCAACCGCAGUAUUAGCAUCAUGUAGGAGCCAGAGAGUGGCCGCAGACAAACACAUCCCACCUUGAACCCGCCCUAGUCUCUUCCCAGUACCUCCUCUGUUUCACACUGUGUAAUCCAGAACAAGCACCAACGCGGAGAUAUCAGGAGUGACGGACACGAUGUUGAUAUUCCACUACGCUGAAAGAAAGAA